Molecule: messenger RNA, 2480 nt
Organism: Arabidopsis thaliana (thale cress)
Lineage: Eukaryota; Viridiplantae; Streptophyta; Magnoliopsida; Brassicales; Brassicaceae
Product: Amidase family protein
Exons: 12
Coding region: 263-2242 (659 amino acids)
Molecular function (GO): catalytic activity
Source: RefSeq, marked reviewed
AGAGUAAACCGGUUUUAACCAUCUUUAAAUCAUAAACAAAAUUAGUUUAUCAUUGAGUAUUUAUGUAAUAAUAUAUUUUAAGUACUCGAUUAUCGUCUAAUUAAUGAUCAAUUUAUCCAGUUUCCAGUUUUGCAUUCGAAUUGAGUUCCUCCUCGGAGCAGCGUCAAAGUCAACGGCCGUCUGAUUCUUGUUUAUCUCCUAAACCCAAAAACAACGAUUUCACUGUCACCGUUGUCAAGCUCGAAUCACACUAGCCGAGACGAUGGCGAGACCAUCGAUCGCCACGUGUGAUCCAAGCGCACGACCUUGUUUAGCGACGCGUGGCUCACUUCCUCGUAGCCGUACAUGCGCGCCGCUUUUAUUCCUCUGCCUCCUCCUAGGUUUAACGGUCUUUUGUGCGGACGCAAAUCCUUCUGACUCGAAGCUUCUCUGCUCCCGUCUUCUUCCAUGUGAGCCUUCUAUUGAAAUGGUGAGAAAUUGUAAGAAUCUGUGGAAACUCUUGGACCGGAAAGUGAGUGUUCCUUGCCGUAAGAUUACAACUUUGACGAGGACAGUUACUCUAACUGAACUACCAGAUAAGACUAUGGAAGCUAAGUGUCUUCAGGGCAUGUUUGAGUUGAUUGAUUCUGCAUUCUUCAAUGAAACUAAACUACAGGAGAUUGCAAAGGGGGCUACUGAAAUGAAUGUUCCUAUAUAUCGAGCCAACCGGAAACUAGUAGCUACUAAGAAUGGUGGGUUGGAAAAUCCAUCCCCGUUGGUGUUUAAUCCGUCUUGGAACAGAGAAGUUCAACGAGUGCAAGACAAGAGAUUCAAAUACCCUUCGGCAUCCGGAGUAAAACUCCCUAGAGAUGAAGAAGAUAUCGCCUUCAUGAGCGUUCUUGAACUCGGAGAACUUAUAAAGACGAGACAAAUUACUUCCAAAGAACUCGUUCGGAUUUAUCUUAAGCAGUUAAAACGGUACAAUCAUGUUCUUGAAGCGGUAGUUACUUAUACUGAAGAACUGGCAUACAAACAAGCCAAAGAAGCUGAUGAUUUACUCUCUCAAGGAACUUAUCUUGGACCUCUUCACGGGAUUCCAUAUGGUUUAAAGGAUAUAGUUGCAGUUCCCGGAUAUAAAACAACUUGGGGUUCAACUUCUUUCAAAGACCAAUUUCUUGACAUUGAAGCAUGGGUUUACAAAAGAUUAAAAGCUUCAGGUGCAGUUUUAGUAGCAAAGCUUGUUACGGGUUCUAUGGCUUAUGAUGAUAUCUGGUUCGGGGGACGGACUAGGAAUCCAUGGAAUAUCGAGGAAUUCUCUACCGGGUCAUCAGCUGGACCCGCUGCAUCCACAUCGGCUGGUAUGGUUCCUUUUGCUAUAGGCUCGGAGACAGCAGGCUCAAUGACAUACCCUGCAGCGCGGUGUGGCAUAACAGCAUUGCGUCCGACAUUUGGGAGCGUUGGUAGAACCGGAGUGAUGAGCAUAUCCGAGAGCCUGGAUAAGCUGGGACCUUUCUGUAGAACAGCAGCGGAUUGCGCUGUAAUUCUUGACGCUAUCAAAGGAAAAGAUCCCGAUGAUCUCUCAUCUAGAGAGAUCGCGUUUGAAGAUCCCUUCUCCGUUGAUAUCACAAAACUCACAGUUGGGUAUACAAAAGAUGCUGAUAUGAAGGUGGUGGAAGUUCUUGGUUCCAAAGGUGUCAAUAUGGUUCCUUUUGAGCUAAAUUAUACUGUGGAAUCGGUUCAAGGGAUAUUGAACUUCACAAUGGAUGUAGAUAUGUUGGCUCAUUUUGAUGAAUGGCAAAGAACCGGUCAAGAAGAUCUCUAUGAAGCUCAAGAUCAAUGGCCGGUUGAGUUACGCCGUGCUCGUGUAGUUACAGCAGUAGAUUACAUUCAGGCUCAGAGAGCUCGUGGUAAGUUGAUUCGGGAAGUGGAGAAGAGCUUUACAGUCGAUGCGUUUAUUGGAAAUGUGACCGAUUGGGAGAAAGUCUGUAUGGGAAACCUAGUCGGUUUGCCGGUUCUAGUGAUUCCGACCGGUUUCAAGAACAUAACGGAUCCACCAACCAACAGUUGCCGGAGACGGACAACGAUCAAUGCCGGAAUUUAUGCCCCUCCAGAACGUGAUCACAUUGCUUUGGCAUUGGGUAUGGCGUACCAAUCGGUUACCGAUGCACAUAGGAAGCGACCACCUAUUGAUGAUCUUGGACCGGAUGACUCGAUACCAAAUCCUCCUCGGGCUUUAAUCCCUCCCCGUAGGUUACACAUUUGAGCUUUCUUCAAUCUUUUUUUUUACAUUGGGAAAUGUAGUCAAAUCAAUGUUGUGUGUUUUGUUUAAAAAGAAGUUAUGUUAUAAGUAGCAUAUUGUUCUGUCUCAAUGAGUGAUCAAGUCAAUGUUAUGAAAUGAACAUAUGGUUGGGACCGUUUUUGACGAUCAUGCUUUGUAGUGCGCGACUCUGGAUAUAAAUUAAUCUAUUGGGAUUUUGUCUAAUGAUUAAUCCGUGAAAGGG